GUGAUUCAGAGUUUGCACAGUAAGGUUGAAUGGCGUGUUAGUGCUUAGCUUGUUAUUCAUUUAAAAUAAUAAAAUGCCGCGUUCUAAAAAAGUUUCUAAAAAGAUGAUGGAGGAAGAUGAUAAUCUGUCCGAUAGUGACUUUGGUGAAGAUGAAGAUCCUGAUAAAAUUGAAGUACCAGGUGGAGGAAAAGAUUUGGCAGCAGCAGCAGCUCUCAUGGAAACUAGAGAAAAUAAAUUCAAGCAAGAAAGUAAACUCAAGCAAGAAACAACUAUCAAACCCGAUGUUAGAAUGGGACAAAUUCCAAUGGCUAGUUAUAAUCCCAAAAUUGGAAACCCUAUGCAUCCAAGUACUUAUGAUAUGAUGCGUAAUCCUCCAAUGGGUUCCCCUUACGGCAUGGGCAGUGUGGCCGCGAUGGCAAGCAUGCUCAGUAGUUUGGGGGGGCCCAUGAAUAUGGGAUCUAUGUUCUCGCCUCAACCUGCAGCUGGCGCAGGCUUCAACGCUGCACAAUUUCUGCAGCAGAUGGAAAUGGCAGCGUUUGGUAUGGGAAAUCCGUAUGGCAACCCCUUCAUGCAAAAUAUGGCUGCCAUGCUCUAUGGUUCACAAGGUCCCUUACCAUCUUGGGGUGGUCAACUCAGCAGCAAAGCCGUACAGUCACUUUGGAUGAACCAAAUGGAUAAUAAACCUCUGCAUCAUCAGGAGGAGGAAGAAGUGGAUGAUGAAGAAUUGGGAGUAGCUGAAACAUAUGCUGAUUAUAUGCCGUCCAAGUUGAAACUUGGGCGAAAGCACCCCGAUCCUGUAGUAGAAACUGCUUCAUUGUCAUCCGUUGCUCCAGCAGAUGUUUGGUAUAAACUGUCCAUUCCUGAUGAAACAAUAAGAGGUGGUCAUCUCUCUGCUUUGCAGUUGGAAAGCAUAACUUAUGCUUCACAAGCUCAUGAACAUAUUUUACCUGAUGGCUCCAGAGCAGGGUUCUUAAUAGGUGAUGGCGCUGGAGUAGGUAAAGGCCGAACCAUUGCUGGAAUAAUUUUUGAGAAUUAUUUGAAAGGACGCAAAAGAGCUAUUUGGGUAUCAGUAUCAAAUGAUUUGAAAUACGAUGCAGAAAGGGACUUGAAAGACAUUGGAGCAGGCAAAAUCGACGUUCAUGCUCUGAAUAAAUUAAAAUAUGCCAAGAUUUCUUCAGCAGUGAACAACAAUGUUAAAAAAGGAGUGAUAUUUAGUACUUAUUCUGCAUUGAUUGGAGAAAGUAACUCUGCAGGCGGUAAAUAUAAAUCUAGGCUGAAACAAUUACUUCAGUGGUGCGGUCAAGAUUUUGAUGGACUUAUAGUUUUUGAUGAAUGCCACAGAGCAAAAAAUUUGUGUCCGGUAGGAUCAUCAAAACCAACAAAAACUGGUCUGACUGUACUUGAAAUACAAAAUAAAUUGCCGAAGGCUAGAGUAGUCUAUGCUUCAGCUACAGGAGCAUCUGAACCAAGAAAUAUGGCAUACAUGGUUAGGCUAGGAAUGUGGGGCGAGGGAACCCCUUUCAAAGAAUUUGCAGAUUUUAUUUCAGCUGUUGAGAAAAGGGGAGUUGGUGCAAUGGAAAUUGUAGCCAUGGACAUGAAGUUGAGAGGAAUGUAUAUUGCAAGGCAGUUGAGUUUCCAUGGCGUAGCUUUCAAAAUUGAAGAGGUCCCUCUUUCUAAAGAAUUUGGGAAAGUUUAUGAUGCAAGCGUUAAGCUGUGGGUAGAAGCUAUGCAAAAAUUUCAUGAAGCAGCUGAACUUGUUGAUGCAGAGAACCGAAUGCGAAAAACUAUGUGGGGACAGUUCUGGUCGUCACAUCAAAGGUUUUUCAAGUAUCUCUGCAUAGCCGCUAAAGUACCACACGCGGUAGCUGUUGCUCAUGAAGCUAUAAAAAUGGGAAAAUGUGUCGUUAUCGGUUUACAAAGUACAGGAGAAGCUAGGACUUUAGAACAACUAGAGAGGGAUGAAGGAGAAUUAACAGAUUUUGUUUCUACGGCUAAGGGUGUUUUCCAAACAUUGGUUGAAAAACAUUUUCCAGCACCUGAUAGGACUAGGAUUCAAAGAUUACUAGGUUUAGAACCUCCUUCAAAUUCCAAAAAAAUCACUAAUGGCAAUGAUGAAGGAAAUACAUCAUCAGGAAAGCGAAAACCAAGUAGGAAAGGUAGAGUUGUAUCUACCGAGGACGGCGGUAUUCAAUAUGAAAGUCGCUCAGAAACUGAUGUUCCUCUUGAAACACUCAAUUUGACUGAAAAGCAACGUUUCAUGGAUGGAGAAAAAGAUGUCGCCAUCAUUUCAGAAGCUGCGUCUAGUGGUAUAUCAUUGCAGAGUGACCGUCGCGUUAAAAAUCAGAGGCGGAGGGUGCAUAUAACCUUGGAAUUACCUUGGUCAGCUGAUAGAGCCGUCCAGCAGUUUGGAAGAACCCACAGAAGUAACCAAGUUAAUGCCCCCGAAUAUAUUUUCCUCAUUUCUGAUUUGGCUGGAGAAAGAAGGUUCGCUUCUAUUGUAGCAAAAAGAUUAGAGAGCUUGGGUGCUCUAACACAUGGUGAUCGUCGUGCUACAGAGACUCGUGAUCUUAGUCAGUUUAAUAUUGAUAACAAAUAUGGUAGAUCAGCUCUAGAAGCAACGAUGAAAGCCAUCAUGGGAUAUGAACAACCAGUUGUACCUCCGCCGAGAGAUUAUAAAGGAGACUUCUUUAAAGACGUUGCGGCAGCAUUGGUUGGAGUGGGAAUUAUUGUAAAUAGUGAAAGUAUGCCAGGAGUCCUUUCAUUGGACAAGGACUAUAAUAAUAUGUCAAAGUUCCUCAACCGCAUACUUGGUAUGCCGGUCGACUUACAGAAUAGGUUGUUUAGGUAUUUUACUGAUACGUUAGCCGCUAUUGUUACUUCGGCUAAAAGGACUGGAAGAUUUGACCUAGGUAUUUUGGACUUGGGUGCAGGAGGAGAAGUUGUUAAACAAGUACGCACGGUAAUGUUCCUAAGAAAACACGCCACUGGCACUGCUCCCACUGAGUUGCAUACUGUGCACGUGGAGAGAGGUAUGUCAUGGCCAGAAGCCUUAGAGAAACUUUCUGAAUUAGUUGGAGAAAAUGAAGGUUUUUGGUUAUCUCACCAAGUGAGGAAUGGAAAACAUACUGCUAUCCUUGCUGUGGCCGUGGAUGGGGGAGGUAGUGGAGGGGCAAAGGGGAAGAAGGAAAGCAAGAAGGAUAUGAUGUUUUCGGUUUAUAGACCUAAUACUGGUCUCCAGUUCAGACAAGAGAGCCUUGCAGAACUUGAGAAGAAGUAUAAAAAGGUUGAAUCUGCAGAAGCGGAGGAAGCAUGGAUUCAGCAGUAUGAUGCUUCUGUUAAUACAUGUUCACAUGCCUAUUGGCGUGGGAAUUGUCGAAAUGUGUCGGUAGGACAUGAUUGUGAAGUAGGUCUUAGAAGACGUACAUACAAUGUUGUUUCUGGUUCUGUCUUGUCAGUAUGGAGUAGAGUGGAGGGAGUACUUGCAGCCAAAAAUGGGUCUCAUAAUAAAAUGCAGGUCAUUAGGUUGCGGACUAAGGAAGAUCUGAAAAUUGUUGGUACCCUCAUUCCAAAAAAUUGUGUAGAGGCAUUAAUAGAAGCACUUUCGUCUGACGCUGAAAAAACAGAAGAAAAAACAUUUGAUGAUUAGAGACUGAAAAAUGUCUUUGAGACAGAAAAUAUGUCAGUAAUGACCUGAUGUCAUAGAUUAUUACCAUUGUUUAACUUGGCUAUUCUUUGAAGCAUUUUAAUGAUUUAUGACAGCAGGAAGAAAGAAACAUAUACAGUGCAAAAUAGUAUUUUACGGCACUAAAAACUGUUUCAUUAGUGUGAUUUAAGUCAGAUGAUUUUCUUAAGAAAAAAACCCUAUUCGAAACAUUACGAAUAAUGAAGAAAUCUGUGAAAUAGUUUAUUUAGAUAUAAUGUAUUUAUAUGACAAGUAGGAUUUUAUUAAUUGUAUUUUUUGUAUAAUUUUUGUUAGUGUAAAAAUUCGAGAGGAAAGACUUUGUCUUUUUAAAUCACUUUAUUUAAGAAAAAAUCAUGUAUAUUGUUGAUGUGUUCACAGUAAAACUUGUCCUCAGAA
Messenger RNA from Leptinotarsa decemlineata (Colorado potato beetle), 4078 nucleotides. It is a transcript of the gene sno, whose product is annotated as Protein strawberry notch. Gene Ontology annotation, biological process: regulation of DNA-templated transcription. Gene Ontology annotation, cellular component: nucleus. Lineage: Eukaryota; Metazoa; Arthropoda; Insecta; Coleoptera; Chrysomelidae. Gene Ontology annotation, molecular function: histone binding; chromatin DNA binding. The record is from RefSeq and is a predicted model, not a curated record.